AUGGGCGCUCCGCCGGUUCUCACCGGGCGGUGCUUUUGGGGCAGGCGCGCGGCCCCCACCGGCCCGCUGCUGUACACUGCCGUCACCUCGCGCAGUGACACGCCGCUGAGUCUCGUGGGCAACACGUACUACGAGAGGCGCUUCGGCAAGAAGGCCACAGCAACAACCACAGCAGCCGGAGCAGCAGCAGCAGCAGCAGCAACAACAACGCUUCCACCGCUCUGUGCGGGGGAUGUUGUGGUGAGGAUGGGCUCCGCCACGCCUGCGUCGCUGCGUAACCACCGCGUGGUUGACGUGACAGGCAUCCAAACAAGUUUUCUCGAUGCCUCGGAGCGCAAUGGGCGCGCGCGUCUCCGCGUGGACGACGUUGUAAAUUCAAUGCACCUUCACAACGGUCACGAGGUGCCAGAAGUGCGGCGCGGCGCGGUUGCUGUUGGCCGGCUAACAGUCCUAUGCGCUUUUCCCCUCGCCGGUGCCGCCUCGCUGGUGCCGCUGCUGAACGCUGCGGGGACGCUGCUGAAGCGCCAGUCGCUGACCUACCACAGCGAGGAAGAGGGCGUGCAGCUUGUGCGUGUCCUUGGGGAGAACUGCCGUGCCGCUGCACUGCAGCGGGUGUGCCUCAGACCGGUCACUCGCGGUGACUGCGUUGUUGGUGUGCGCCUUCAGUGA
Trypanosoma grayi is the source of this 669-nucleotide messenger RNA. RefSeq lists its product as hypothetical. The transcript has a single exon. Lineage: Eukaryota; Euglenozoa; Kinetoplastea; Trypanosomatida; Trypanosomatidae. The record is from RefSeq and is a predicted model, not a curated record. Bases 1 to 669 code for a protein of 222 amino acids.